AAAAUAACAUCAGAUCAAGCUAAAAAAGGGCGUAUCUUGUAAACUCAAGUAAACAAAGCUUCUGGUGUCAGCUCUUUGACAAAAUACUUUUUGAGCUGACAAAAUAGAUACUAGCUAGACUAGACUGUGAUUGAGCUGAAGUAACUCUGAGGAUCAGGGCUAUACACUUAUCUUGCAGCUACUAGAGUCCCUGGCCGCCCCAGGCCAGGGCAGGUCAGGAAGGUCAGGACAAUGGCAGCAAGUCAUGAUCUGGGUCAGCAACUCUAUAAGGCUUCCCGUGAUGGUCGUGUGGAUGAGGUGGAGAGGCUGCUGGCUAGAGGAGCUCCUGUAGACUGGAGGGACAAUAUUGGAUGGACCGCUCUCCAUAUAGCAUGCAUCAAUAACCACCCUGAUGUAGUGAAGAUACUCACACAGCAAGAUGGCAUCGAUGUCAAUGUACAGAAUACUAAUAAGUACACUCCCCUGCACCAUGCCUGCUACCGGGGACACCUGAAGUGUGUCCAGUUACUGAUGGCAACUGGACAGUGUGACCUAGGAGCUGUGAACAAUAGUGGACUAACUCCACUAGGAAUGGCAGUCAGAUGGUGGAACCUGGACACUAUCAAGUACCUCAUCACAGAGUGCAAUGUGAAUAUCAAUGGAGCUGUGACAAGUGAUGGACUAACUCCACUGGGACUGGCAGUCAGAGAAGGGAAGCUGGACACUAUCAAGUACCUCAUCACAGAGUACAAUGUUGAUGUCAAUGAUUCUGCACAAGUAGUUCGUAUCCUAGAGCUGACACUGAAAGAUGAAGGUGAUGUAACCACCAAAGUUAACGGUGAGAUUCAUUAUUAGUUGUACACUGAGUGG
Molecule: messenger RNA, 849 nt
Organism: Halichondria panicea
Lineage: Eukaryota; Metazoa; Porifera; Demospongiae; Suberitida; Halichondriidae
Exons: 5
Coding region: 232-834 (200 amino acids)
Cellular component (GO): nucleus; cytoplasm
Molecular function (GO): protein binding
Source: RefSeq, a predicted model, not a curated record